Molecule: messenger RNA, 1194 nt
Organism: Drosophila ficusphila
Lineage: Eukaryota; Metazoa; Arthropoda; Insecta; Diptera; Drosophilidae
Product: protein twisted gastrulation
Exons: 1
Coding region: 261-1034 (257 amino acids)
Biological process (GO): regulation of BMP signaling pathway
Source: RefSeq, a predicted model, not a curated record
AUGGCUUGCAAUAGAAAUCAACAAUGCAGGUCAGUGGUUAAGGAUUUAAGUCCUGAAAUCCAGCUAAACAGUGUUGUUUUCUCAGGCCUUUUUUGACAUAUUUUAUGGAGGUUUAAGCCUAACUGGUUUUAAAUUACCAGCCCUGUUGUUUGGUUUGCUCUACCUGUUUUCAAAGGUUUGCGGAUUGCGGUGAGGAUAAUGCCCGAUGCUACCUGAACAUCUGGCUUAGUGUGUUUCGCAUAUAAAGGCGUGUGGCAAUAAUGCAUAAUGUGUCAUUGAGUUGCGAGUUGUCGGCCAGAAUGCAAUUGCUGUGGUGUUCUAUUUUCCUAAUAUUUGCAUUGGCUCCUUCGCUAUCCUUUGCCAACGAUGAUGGUUGCAACGAAGUGGUUUGUGGAUCGGUGGUUUCCAAGUGUUUAAUAACCCAAAGUUGCCAGUGCAAAUUGAACGAUUGCCAUUGUUGCAAGGAUUGUUUGAAUUGCCUGGGAGAAUUGUACAUUGAGUGCUGUGGCUGUUUGGACAUGUGCCCCAAGCACAAGGAUGCUUUGCCCUCGCUAACUCCCCGAUCGGAAAUCGGAGAUAUAGAAGGAUUGCCGGAGUUAUUCGAUACUCUAACCGCCGAGGACGAUGAAGCCUGGUCAACCAUUCGGUUUCCCAUGAGAGCGGGAUUCAAGCAGCGAGUUCAAGGAGGAAGUACAGAUACCGGAAACGGAAACGGAUCGGGUGGCAGUACCAUCUGCACUGUGAUCUAUGUCAACUCAUGCAUCCGGGCCAACAAAUGCCGCCAGCAAUGCGAAAGUAUGGGUGCCAGCAGCUAUCGAUGGUUCCACGAUGGCUGUUGCGAAUGUGUUGGCGGCAAUUGCCUGAAUUAUGGAAUCAACGAGAGCCGCUGUCGAGGAUGUCCCGAGGAUCAGGAUCAACUGCUCACCGCCGAAACAGUUCCCGCCGAGGCGGAACAGGAUCUGGAGCGCUUCUUUGGCAACGAGGACAUCGAGGACGAUGGCUGGAGUUACGGCGAGGAUGAUGAGUUUGCCUAGGCUCUACAGCUUGUGGAGUUCGGUUCGAUCUCAAUAAAGUCAAAGGUUGAAUAAUCAAUAUCUAAAGUCCUGUAAAUACAAAAGUAAAAUAGGUUUAUAAAUGCUGAUAUAUUAUAUUACAUGCUGAUCGUUUACAUAACAAAAGAAUAAAAUUAUAUGA